Neurospora hispaniola is the source of this 622-nucleotide messenger RNA. RefSeq lists its product as uncharacterized. NCBI's taxonomy places the organism in Eukaryota, Fungi, Ascomycota, Sordariomycetes, Sordariales, Sordariaceae. The coding region runs from base 152 to 580 and encodes 142 amino acids. The transcript has a single exon. The record is from RefSeq and is a predicted model, not a curated record.
CCAUCAUCAGCGUCAUCAUUCGCCAAUUUGAUGCGACCGCGAUCUCGGACGCGCAGAGAAGGGACUGCACUUGCUGAAGCGCUGCGCAAGGGAAUGAUAAGACGGGGCCGCAGCAAGUGAGUCCCAUGACAGCAGCGCUUGGAUUGAUGCGAUGCGAUCGGCGUGCAAGACGUGCAGUUGCCACUCACCCUGUGACCUUGCGGCAGGGAAACCAGGCAAAGCAAAUUGCUGGCAGAUUGACGCCAAAGUCGAUUUGUUGAUGAAAGCGUCGAUGGUUCUGACGCAGGCCGUCGUCGCUUCGGGGUCGGACAGAGGCAGAAAAAGAUGGAAGGAAGUAAAGAAGACGACGAUUGAACGACGGACGGGAAGCGAGGGGAGUAGGGAAGCGCUACCGACAGGACAAAACAGGGACAGCCAGGAGUGGAUUGAGGGUGGGCGGAUGGGCCAAGAGGGAGCUGAGGGAUUGGCUACGAAUGGAUGGAUGGGUCCGGGUGUGUGUGUGUGGAUGGCGGAUGGAAUGGGGGCGCCCGGGGGGGUGACCGUGGUGGGCUAUCGCUCUCUAGUGUAUGUAUGGGACUAGGGACACUACGGACCCAAAGUUCCCAGAAACCAGAGCGACGGG